Molecule: messenger RNA, 1273 nt
Organism: Danio aesculapii
Lineage: Eukaryota; Metazoa; Chordata; Actinopteri; Cypriniformes; Danionidae
Gene: rad51d
Product: RAD51 paralog D
Exons: 11
Coding region: 127-1110 (327 amino acids)
Biological process (GO): telomere maintenance; reciprocal meiotic recombination; double-strand break repair via homologous recombination
Cellular component (GO): replication fork; Rad51B-Rad51C-Rad51D-XRCC2 complex; centrosome
Molecular function (GO): four-way junction DNA binding; single-stranded DNA binding; ATP binding
Source: RefSeq, a predicted model, not a curated record
UCGGCUGGUGUUGAAAAUGUGGCGGGCGCUAAUAUGAAGCCUUGAAUAUGAUUCUCGGGAUGAAAAGACACCCAGAAGACCUCAAGAUAAGUGUGUGCUGAUGGGCUUUCUAGCCAUCUGGGAGUCAUGGUGGUCUUGAGGGAAGGAAUCUGCCCUGGAAUAAAUGAGGACUUCAUUAAGGCUUUACAGACGGAGGAUAUCAGAACAGUUGAAGACUUUGUCUCAUGGAAUCCAGAAGAACUUGCGCAAAAGUGUUCGUUGUCUUACAAGGCUCUAGUAGCUGUCCGACGUGUGCUUUUGGCUCAGUACACUGCUUAUCCCAUCUCUGGCGCUGAUCUCUAUGAGGAGCUCUUGAGCUCUACUGCAAUUCUGUCUACUGGCAGUCCCAGUUUGGACAAGUUGUUGGAUUCUGGGCUGUACACGGGGGAAAUAACUGAGCUUACAGGAAGUCCUGGGAGCGGGAAAACACAGGUGUGUUUUAGUGUUGCAGUUAAUAUAUCACACCAGCUGAAGCAAACCGUGGUUUAUAUUGACACAAAGGGUGGUAUGUGUGCCAACCGACUGCUUCAGAUGCUACAAACCAAGACCCCUAAUGAGCAGGAGCAGAUGGAGGCACUUCAAAAAAUCAAGGUGUUCCGAGUAUUUGAUGUCUUCUCUCUGCUCGCAUGUCUUCAAAACCUGAGAUCGACUGGCCUUCAGAAGACGUCUGUUGGAGGCGGAUCAGUCAAAGCACUGAUGGUGGAUUCAGUCUCUGCUGUGCUCUCACCCAUCCUUGGAGGGAAGCAGAAUGAGGGUAUGUCGCUGCUUAUGCAAGUUGCUGGGGAGUUGAAGAUGAUCGCCAAAGAUUGUAACGUCGCUGUACUGGUGACGAACCAUGUGACCAAAGACGGAAAUGGCCAAGUGAAGGCUGGACUAGGCCAGUCAUGGAGCCAUGUGCCACGCACACGCCUACUCCUGCAGAAAGUGGAGAACGAGGAGACCUCCUCCUUACGCACAGCCACGCUGACUAAAUCAUCACGACAGGCAUGUCAUACGACAAAGGAGUUUGAUCUUUGCCAUUGGUCCGAAGAGAGGACGACGAGCAUUUCAGGCAAAAGGAAAUUAGAUUAGUAAAAGCUUAAUGGUUUCAGGGAUGAUAUUAAUUGCUAUAUUAAUAUAUAUGAGUUAUUGUAAAUGUGUAUAUGAUUUCUGUAGUGGUCAAUGACAAGCUAUAACUUAAGUAAGCCUUUGAAUUAACUUCUUUGUAGAUGUCAUAAAUGAAAUCACAAACGCC